This is a messenger RNA of Symbiodinium sp. CCMP2592, 3579 nucleotides long. The record is from the annotation of a GenBank genome assembly. NCBI's taxonomy places the organism in Eukaryota, Dinophyceae, Suessiales, Symbiodiniaceae.
AUGUCUUUCAAGAUCAUGAAACGUCUCUUGUACGGGCGCAGCUUGCAGUUUACGGUCGGUGCCACCACACGCCCGGAGGUGCCACAAUCAUCUGCGGCAGUCACCAGGGCUCACAAAGCACAAGCCGUUCAGCAGGUCCGAUCGAAGGCCAAGAAAGACGAUGAGCUGAUGUGGUUGCUUCUGCAGCAUCUGCGGGAAAAUUUGAGUUCAUCUUCGUGGUACAGUCUGCCUCGAGAAAUGCUUGAAGAGCUGAAGAUUCAGAAGCUGGGACAGGCUUUGACAUCUGCCUUCAGCCAAUCAAACACUGGGCCGGUUGUGGGUGCCUUGCCAUUGGCAGAUGCGACUCACUUCCAACCGAUCCGGGACCUCCGCUCGGCCGGCAAGCUUGCUUUGCAGGGCAGAGAGACGGACAGUGUUGCUGUCAAGACACCCAGCAGCUCAUUCUUAUGCAUAGAGCCUGAUGACGAUGAUGGUGUUGUACUCUCGACGUCGCGACACAAGCGAACUCCAUCCGGUCGCGAACCUUCGUUGGUUCUUGGGGACACAUCGUUGCAGGACUUAGUGGCCAGCGCAGGCAGAGGAGAUGCUGAUUUGGAUUUGGUGGUCUUCCGCAUCCCUGACAAAAGUCCUGCCGCAAAGAAGAGACCACUUGGAGCAGUCGAUGAUGUAUCGCCGACAGACUUUUGCAUCCGUCUGUACACCGUUCAUUCGACUUGCAGCAGAUCAGACGAGGUUUGUGUCAGCAUGCACGCUUGCACGGAAGUGCCCCUGGUCCGUCUCCUCGGCCAUUCGGGCGCAGACCGGACGUUGUCGCAGCGGCUCAUGGACAGUAUGCUGCAAUGGACUGUGAAAAGCGAUGUCCAGUUUUACUUGCGAGAUCCGGCAGGAUGUCCCUCUCUUGCCGACAACGCCGGUGCUAUGGAAGUGCUACAGGAACUUCUGAAUGCCGGGGCGGUCCAUGGUUCCGACAAGGCUUUCCCAGUCGUCGGCCUGGAUGAAGCAUACGAUUCACAACUUGCGGAUGUCAGGGGCGAGUUCAACUUCGUGAAGUUCAAGUUCUGCCUGUCAGACCUCACUGUCGUUCGUCGAAUGGCAGACUUGCGUGCCGUCCAGGGCAGCAAGGCAGCUGGGUGGAAAGUGGAGAAAGCGAAGGAGACAAUGGAGUUUUUCGCGAACCGUGACGACGAGGUAUUUUGUGCGGAUGGGGAGCCGGCGGAGCAGCUGAUGCCUCGCUUGGCCAAGGUCGGCAACGUUCUUCCGUCGUUAGACGCCUCCAUUCGAUGUUUCUCUCAUGCGGCACAAGCCAGCUUGGAGUCGAUCGUCAAGUCAGACGAGAAGAUGGGCUAUUUGAUGGAUCGUCUGGUUACUCGCUUUGCUGACACACACAGCAGGGGAUCCUUGGCCAGGGCAUUAAAAAAUAGCCCAAAGUUGGCAUCCAUGUUUCGAUCUGAAGUAAGACUGGAGCCCAGCGUGGUGUCAGAGCUUUCGGCCAGCUCUGCGAUGCAAUCAAGCUUUGCAAGUCAGAGGUGGGACUCCACAGUAGAGGCCCUUAGGUUGAUCGUCCUCAGAUUGAACGAGAUUCUGAAGUUCCUUUGCAAGGUUUGCUUGACGGACGACAACCGUGACUGGGCACUGUCAGUCCUCCAGGUUUUUACCUGGCCGAACAUCAUUGCCAUGUGCUUGCUUGUGGAGUUCAUGUCGUGCGUCAGACAGCACAUCCACUCGUUUGACAAUCAGGGCGGCACUCGUGGCAGCGGCUCUCGUCAGAAGAAUGUGAAUGGCAAUGCUGUUAGCAGGAUUGUUUUCGCAUCUCGGAGGUCCCGGAUGGUGUCAGAAAUGCUGGCAAGGUUGUUUGAUUAUGAGAUCAACGGGACGAAACACAAGCCACUCGUGUUAGAUCGGAACUUCACCCACGGGUACUGUCAGAUUGCAGCUGAAGCUCUGAAGUUCGGCAGUCAGAAAUCGUUCUCUGUUGUCCACAAGGGCCGGUUGCUGUAUCGCCUCUACAGCCACGACUUGGAUCUGAAGUGUUUGAUCGCUGACGGCCUCGGCUCCAUCGCCAACAUGAAGCGAGCCUAUCUUCAAAGCGUCUUGUCAGACCACGAAGCUGGUCUGGGAGAGGCCUUCGAGCCUUUCGACGUAACACAAUGGGUGGAGACACGGGAUGACAAGGCUCUGUCAGACGUUCUGCGGCCAUUGGCGACGGUGGGCAAGGUGGAGGUGGAACCGCUGGUGAAGGAGCUGCUGGUGGCCAGACCGACAGCACUGGCUGCGAUCAGGAGGGGAUGCACGGAUCCAGAAAUAUUUUGGCCAGAGGUCUUGCGGCACUGGGGCCGUAAGACACUUCCCAUACUGAACAAUCUGGUUCCCUUCAUGCUGAGCAUCUGGGUGAGCUCGUCAGAGCUAGAACAAGAUUUCUCCUACCUUCAGCUUUUUCAGUUGAAGAGUCGCAUCUGUGAGACACACCUGCGGGACUUGCUCAAGGUUCUGCUUGAUGGGCCGUCGGUGUCAGACUUGUGUCCUAUGAGUCGUUCGUCAGACGGCAAGAUGCAGUACACCUCCACAGACAUGAUUUUGCGAUGUCAGGCUUUGUAUCGCAAGACUUUUGGGACGGCUAAGAAUCAGCGGAAGACACCAGACCUGCCAAGACGAAAAUUGUCAGAGAAGACAGCUGCUCCUAAAGGCGUUCAGGGCUUUCUCCGAGUCAGACAUGAUGAGAUAACAUCAUUGAUGAAGCAACAGCGGGAGGCAUCAGGGUCAGACCAGACUUUGGAGCAAGCAGGCCUUGAGGAAAUCACUGCGAAUUCGGCCACCAAGAAAGCCACCGCCAAGCAGCAAAGCCUUUGUAAGACUAUGCGAGACAAUCAAGACAAGAAGAGGAAGGCUUUGGAACUUCUGGCCGAUGGGUCAGACCCGCAUGCAGAGGCGACCUUGCAAGCUUGUCAGCAGGAGAUGCAGGCGAGAGAAGUAGCUGACCUCACACGACGUGACUUGCAAUGGUCAGAGAGGAACAACUGCACAUUAUCAUUUUCCUGCAGCUGCGUCCUGAUGCCUGGCAUUGAACUUUCGUCAGACGAGCAGUCUCUGCUUGCCAAACUGAGAAUCAAGACCUUGGCCUGGAAGUCAGAUGUGGAAUUCUUCCGGGAACUGUUCCAGGUUAAGGACCUGAUUUGGUUUACAAACGGGGACGAAGGUCAGAUUGUGUGCCAGGGCGGUCUUCGCUCGGCGUGUCAGUCCACUGGUCAGACUGCUGGUCAGACUAAUAACGACGACGAGUCAGACAAUAAGACGCCUGAGUUAGAAAGGUUGCCCGCUUUCCUCAUGGCAUCUCGUUUGGUUGGUGGCUGGGUGGCAGGAAUCGAGUGGCUUGUGGAGUGUAAGAGAUUGGGAUGGAAGCUGCAGCCAGUGCUGCGACUGGCACGUGCUGUGAGUGUUCCCCGUGAGCUGCAUCUUCAUAACUCGUCAGAGUUUUCCUCCAUGAUCAGCCAGAUCGUGUUCGUGGGCUGUCAGAUUGCGAGUGCGAACUGCCUGUGGUCCACCCGUGACUCCCGUAAGAACCUGCAGCUCGUUUGCAAUUGA